Salvelinus namaycush (lake trout) is the source of this 645-nucleotide messenger RNA. Its product is annotated as carbonic anhydrase 4-like. The coding region runs from base 1 to 645 and encodes 214 amino acids. Lineage: Eukaryota; Metazoa; Chordata; Actinopteri; Salmoniformes; Salmonidae. Gene Ontology annotation, molecular function: zinc ion binding; carbonate dehydratase activity. The record is from RefSeq and is a predicted model, not a curated record. Gene Ontology annotation, cellular component: plasma membrane. The transcript is spliced from 6 exons.
AUGGCUGUGUGUGGGGGGGUCAGACAGUCGCCGAUCAACAUUGAUACUAACCAGCUGACCUUUGACCCCAGUCUCCGCAACCUCACCUUCAGUAACAUCAUUAAUCCACACAGCAUCAAGUUCCUCACCAACAAUGGACACACAGUGAGCUGUGUGUUAGAGGGCCUGAUUGAGGUGAAAGGAGGGGGGCUCCCUCAUGGCUACACGGCCGUCAUGAUGCAUUUCCACUGGGGAGGCGACUCACUGUGCCACCCAGGCUCUGAGCACACAGUGGACUCAGUCAGAUACCCCAUGGAGAUCCACCUUGUGACACUGAAGGAAGGCUUGACAUUGGAGCAGGCUAAGACUGACCCGGAGAGGAUAGCAGUGUUUGGAUUCUUCAUAGAUGUGACAGGCAACCAAUGGCAUGUGGAAUCCUGGAGGACUUUGACAUCAUAUCUGCUGAAUAUAACAGAGAAGGGUUCAUCAGUUGACAUAGUGCAGCCACUAUCCAUCAGUGAUCUGCUAGGAAGUGUGGACCUCACCAAGUUCUACCGCUACCAGGGUUCUCUGACCACCCCCACCUGCGAUGAAGUGGUGGUAUGGACCGUGUUCGAAGAGCCAAUCAAGUUACGGAGAGAUCUAGUUAGUGGUAACCUAACAUAG